Lampris incognitus (smalleye Pacific opah) is the source of this 1872-nucleotide messenger RNA. It is a transcript of the gene ric8a, whose product is annotated as RIC8 guanine nucleotide exchange factor A. Gene Ontology annotation, cellular component: plasma membrane; cytoplasm. The record is from RefSeq and is a predicted model, not a curated record. Gene Ontology annotation, molecular function: G-protein alpha-subunit binding; guanyl-nucleotide exchange factor activity. Gene Ontology annotation, biological process: G protein-coupled receptor signaling pathway. The coding region runs from base 50 to 1720 and encodes 556 amino acids. Lineage: Eukaryota; Metazoa; Chordata; Actinopteri; Lampriformes; Lampridae. The transcript has 15 exons.
UUACAAAAGACGGUCGGCCGAGGCUCGAGCACUUUGAAGAGCAGUGGAGAUGGAUUUAAACGUCAUCAUACAGCAGGUGGAGACGGGGGACCAAGACGCGGCUUUGGCCGCGCUACAGAUCUUCAUUAAAGAGAAGAACCAAUGCUUUACUUUCAGUAAGGAAGAAGAGGCUGACAGAGAGCACCUUGGGGAAUUGGUCCUUGGCUUUCUUGAUGGGGAGCUGCAGCCAUCCUGUCUGCUGGCCUGUCUAGAAACCGUUCGCAUCCUCAGCCGAGACAAAGACUGUCUAUCACCCUUCAUCACCUCCUCUGCCUUUGCUACUCUUGCUCGCCAUGCCGGCAUCACUGUGGCAUCAGCUAAACCAGAUCACAACCAAUCAGGGGAAGGGCAAGAGAGUGGAGGAGAGGGGGGUGAUGUGUCAGAAAACCCUGACCUGGAAGUGAUUGUCGAGGCUCUGAAGUCCAUCUGUAACAUCCUGCUACACAACAAGACUGGGCUGGUGGUAGCAGCAGAGCUGCAGCUGAUGCGCGGUGUGGCCGAGAGGCUGAAGCAGUGCCAUGACUCCACAUGGAACCAUGAGGUACGUUUCUUUGACUUGCGUCUCACUUUUUUGCUGACCGCUCAGGACGUUGACAUCAGAGCACAGCUGGCUCAAGAUCUCCACGGCAUCAGUCUUUUAGGUAACCAGCUGGACGCCACGCUGGGCCUGUGGUCAGAGGGCAUCCCACCUGAAGAACUAGCUCCUCUCACCAGGCAACAGACAGAGCGGGCUUAUGAGAUACUGAAAAUACUGUUCAAUAUCACAUUCGACACGGCCAAACGCACGGUUGAUGAGGAAGAGGCAGCAGAGUACAGGCAUUUGAGCGCCAUCCUGAGGCACUGUUUACUAAGUUCCACAGAUGAAGAGGAGCGCACUGAAGAGCUGCACAGUCACACAGUUAACCUACUAGGUAACCUCCCCCUGCCCUGUUUGGAUGUAUUGUUGAUGCCUAAGGUCCAACAUGGCUCCAUUGAGUAUAUGGGGAUCAACAUGGAUACUGUCAAUGUAUUGCUGGAGUUAAUGGAAAAAAGACUUGACCGGGGAAAUAAGUUAAAGGAGACCCUGCUCCCAUCUCUUAACCUGUUGACAGAGAGUUCCCGUACACACCGAGAGACGAGAAAGUUCCUAAGGUCAAAGGUCCUGCCCCCACUGCGAGAUGUAAGAAACAGACCAGAGGUUGGAAACUCUCUGAGGAAUAAAUUGGUCCGUCUGAUGACAGACAUUGACACCGAUGUCAAGAACUGUGCUGCUGAAUUCCUCUUUGUCCUCUGCAAAGAAAGUGUCUCUAGAUUUAUUAAGUACACAGGUUACGGCAAUGCUGCAGGACUAUUGGCUGCCAGAGGAUUGCUGAGGGGUGGGGGACAUUCUGGAUUCUACUCCGGCGAUGAAGAUUCAGAGACAGAAGAAUACAGAGAGGCCAAGGCACAAAUAAACCCAGUAACAGGUGUCGUAGAGGAGGAGCAGCCAAAUCCCAUGGAGGGAAUGACUGAGGAACAGAAGGAAUAUGAAGCCAUGAAUCUAGUCAACAUGUUUGACAAACUUUCAAGGAAUAAUGUGAUCCAACCAAUGCAGCUUGGGAGGGAUGGGAAGAUGAGAGAGAUGAACGCCAAGGACUUGAAUAAGCAAAUCCACAAUCCUGUUCUCCACACUGAUGAAACAGACAGUGAAGAGGAGGCUUAGAAAAUGUAUAGACAGACAGAUUCAUCAUUCACUUCAUCAUCUUCAUGUGUCAAAUUUUAUUUGGGCUCUGUUCUGCAGCACAACACACCCAGUAAUUGAACAUACAUCAUCACAUUACAUAACAGCUUUGGCAACAACAUUAGAAUACAAAA